Molecule: messenger RNA, 2097 nt
Organism: Blastocystis hominis
Lineage: Eukaryota; Bigyra; Opalinata; Blastocystidae
Exons: 4
Coding region: 1-2097 (698 amino acids)
Biological process (GO): protein phosphorylation
Cellular component (GO): cytoplasm
Molecular function (GO): phospholipid binding; protein serine/threonine kinase activity; ATP binding
Source: RefSeq, a predicted model, not a curated record
AUGGGAAAUAAAAUAGGGAAAGAGGUCAAAGUUGAAAGAAUUACUGUACGAAUUAAGGAAUUUGUGUCAGACGAUAAAUUCUGGAAGAUAUAUCUCGCGUUGGAUACAAAAACCAAAGAGUUAUACGAUCUUCGUUUGUGUGAAGUAAAGCAAGGAGAUGUGAAGAGAGUGUAUCGUAUGAAACAGGAGAUUGCAUUAUGGCAACAUGUUCCUGUACACAAGAAUCUUGUUCAAUACUAUGCUUCGGCUAUGCUCGAAGAGAACGGGAUUGUUCGAGGUGUUAUUUUAACUGAACAUUGCCAAGGAGGGUUGUUGGCUGGAGUUGUGAUCCAGUGUUUUCCCCAUGGAUUUGCAGAGCGAACACUUCUCGGAAUUUUGAGAGAUGUCGCCUGUGGUCUUUACGCACUUCAUACAAAUCGUCCGUGUUUUAGUCAUCGCAAUAUUCAUGUGAGCGUCCUUUUUAAAUUUAACACCAAGCCCAAUUUCAUUUUAAUCGAUCAAGACGGUCGAUGCAAAUUAGAGGUUUCUCGCUCCACCACUUCGAAUAUUAUCGUUCAAAUAACUUAUUAUAAUGUCUUAUCACGCAGACCCCUCGUUCUCAUGAAGAAGUCCGAGUGGUUCAGCAACAAACCGAGUACAUCUUCGAAGCGGGUUACGUCCCUCCAGAACUUUCCGAUUUGUUUCUCUCUCUUUAUUCUCCUCCCUCACCCCCAGAUCUCCUUCUCAGCGCGCUGUCGUCUCGGAGAAGGUGGACAUCUGGCAGCUGGGCGUUCUCAUGUAUUAUUUAGCGUUCUAUACGACCCCCUUCGAGAACGACAGCGGCUCCAUCGAUCUCAACGCGCUGCGCAACGGACCUGUUUGCUAUCCCCAAGCCGACCUCGCCAACUACUCCGCCGAGUUCAUCGAGCUUGUCAACUCCCUCCUCGUCCCCGACUCCUCCAAGUGUGUUUCUGUGUUCCUCCUCACGCCAGACGCCCCACCGCCGCGCAGCUGAUCGAACGCGCCUGCUCCAUGCAGUGCUGGCGCAUGACCCAAGAGGUUUCGCUGGUGUUGGCGGCGUCGCAGCGCUCGCAGCGCUCGCAUCGCGCGCCGUCGCUUCGGUUUGUGCGCAAGCUGCAAGGCCCGCCCAUGCUGAGCGACUCGGACUUGUCGUCGAGCAGCGAGGCGGAGGAACUGGCGCAGCAGAAGCGCGAAGCAGAGGCCGUGUUUGACAAGCAGCGCGUGACGCUGUCGCACUAUUUCACGGACCAGAAGAACCACAAGCGAUGGGUGUCGAAGUGCACGUCGCGGAUUCCCGAGCCGCCGGCGCACCGGUCGAUCAAGAAGAUCGCGAUGGCGGCGUCGGAGAUGCAGUCGAUGGACUUCUUUUUCCAGUUCCUAUCGAAAUUGGCGCUGUUCAGCAAUCAGAUCGUCGCCGUGAAGGCGCUGACCACCACGCUGUGCGUGUUUCAAAUGAGCGCGCUCGACAUGAUCUACCAGUCCCUCAAGCACAUCUCCCUGCUCAAGGAAAUGUCCGUGCGCUGGCGGAUGAUCCAGGAGAGCGACGAGAAGGCCAGCUCCUCGUCCUGGGCGCCGUUUAUCUCCCGCCUCGCGAACAUUCUGACGAACAAGGUGUACUUCCUGAACAAAUACACGGAGUUCGGAAUGAACUACGCGCUCGUCGAGGGCGCCGAGCUCGACGUCGAGGACCAAGUCAACGUCCCCGCGCGCCUCUCCACGCUCCUCGCCAACCUCAACGUCUCGCUGCAGUGGGUUCUCAUGAACCCCUGCUCCGUCCUCAACGGCACCGUGCGUCCUCUCAUCGAGGAGGCCCACUCCAUCUACCUCGCGCUCACCGUCGUCCUCGCCGACCUCCUCGAAAACCCCGACGAGCCCGAGACGCUCCAAGCCGCCGUCGCGCGCUACGAAGAAGAGCGUCUCGUCCUCCGCGACAUCAUCGCCCAGGUCAAAACCCGCGCCGAGAUCAACGUCUUCGACGACGUUUCCACGUUUCCCUUUUCUAAGGAUAGUUCCCGUCGAUCUCUCUCCGCAGCCCGCUCAGCAGCCAUCCGCGGCAAGCGCAGGCCGUGGCACGGCAGCAGCUGGGGAGCCACGUGA